GCCACUCCUUCAAUUCCUGUUUUUCAGCUGCAGAGUGCAUCAUGACCUCACACAGAAAGUUCUCCUUAGUUCUUCGUGGCCGCUUUCUAAUUCUGUGCAGUCAUUCAGCUGUCGAUAACAAAGAUGGAGACUGGAUUCCCAAGGUCAUAUCUGUGAAGCCAAACGCAACAUUUUACAGCAGCAGUAUUGUUUGCAACACACAGACCACUGAUUUAGUGAUUUAAAACUCAGCCACUAUUCACAUACCUGUCCCUAACUGGCUGACCACAGGCAAGCACAGAUGAGCCACAAGACCCCCAAAAUGGGUUUCUCUUCAGAUGCUAUUGAAAAUGACUUUAAACCAAAUGAAGAACCUCUUCUCAGAAAAAAUCCUCGUAGAUUUGUCAUCUUCCCACUCCAAUACCCGGAUAUAUGGAACAUGUAUAAAAAGGCACAAGCUUCCUUCUGGACAGCAGAAGAGGUUGAUUUAUCAAAGGACUUUCCUCACUGGAACAAGCUGAAAUCAGAAGAAAAAUACUUCAUCUCUCAUGUCCUGGCUUUUUUUGCAGCCAGCGAUGGAAUUGUAAAUGAAAAUUUGGUGGAGCGAUUCAGCCAGGAAGUGCAAAUCCCAGAGGCUCGUUGUUUCUAUGGAUUUCAGAUUCUAAUUGAGAAUGUUCACUCGGAGAUGUACAGUUUGCUAAUAGACACUUACAUCAAAAAUCCCAAGAAACGAGAAUUUUUAUUUAAUGCAAUUGAAACAAUGCCUUGUGUCAAGAAGAAAGCAGAUUGGGCCCUGAGGUGGAUAGCAGACAGAGACUCAACUUUUGGGGAGAGAGUGGUUGCCUUUGCCGCAGUGGAAGGGAUCUUCUUCUCAGGUUCUUUUGCUGCUAUAUUUUGGCUGAAGAAGAGGGGUCUGAUGCCUGGACUGACAUUCUCCAAUGAGCUCAUUAGCCGAGAUGAGGGUCUGCACUGUGACUUUGCUUGCCUAAUAUUUCAUUAUUUAGUGAACAAGCCUUCAGAAGAGAGGGUCAAGGAGAUCAUUGUUAAUGCAGUUGAAAUUGAGCAGGAGUUUUUAACAGAGGCUUUACCAGUAGGGCUGAUUGGAAUGAAUUGCACUUUGAUGAAACGAUAUAUUGAAUUUGUGGCAGACCGUUUACUGACAGAACUUGGGUUCUCUAAGGUCUUUCAAGCAGAAAAUCCUUUUGAUUUCAUGGAGAAUAUUUCACUGGAAGGAAAAACAAAUUUCUUUGAGAAGCGGGUUUCAGAGUAUCAGCGCUUUGCAGUUAUGGCAGAAACAACAGACAAUGUUUUCACGCUGGAUGCAGAUUUCUAAUCUCUCUUCAGAGAGCAUCUUGACUUUUUCCCACUCCCCCAUCUCACUUCGUGUUGGGAAGUUUUAUGUAUUUCUUCUGAAGUCUACUAGGAUUUUUUUUUUCUGGCUUCCUACUUUGUGUGAAGUUAUAAAUUUACACUUGAAUAAACUGUAAUUUAGCAAUACAAUAUGUAGGUUAUAACCUAUGAUGUAAAUAUCUUUUUGCAUUGCACCCUGUAAAAAGGUCCUCUUAGAAAUUCAUGCAGCUUCUUAAAGGGAUAUACAGUAACUCCUCACUUAACGUUGUAGUUAUUUUCCUGAAAAAUGCAACUUUAAGUGAAACAAUGUUAAACGAAUCCAAUUGUUCCAUAAGAUUUAAUGUAAAUGCGGGGGUUAGGUGCCAAGGAAUUUUUUUGGGGUCAGACAAAAGGUAUUAUACUGUAUACUAUACAGUACUGUACUGUGGUUGGGAAGUACCCUGGCUGGGAAGCACCUUUGCAGCAGCAGUGGCAACUUCCCUGGAGAACAGUCUCGGAUUUUGCCGGGAAUGCUCCAGGCCCGCCUCUUCCUGUCCCCGCUCCACUCCAAGCCCACCUUUUUCCCCCUCCUCCCCCCACUCCACCCUCUCUCCGGAGCACGCCACAUCCCUUCCCCCCCGCA
Messenger RNA from Trachemys scripta elegans, 1951 nucleotides. It is a transcript of the gene RRM2B, whose product is annotated as ribonucleotide reductase regulatory TP53 inducible subunit M2B. Lineage: Eukaryota; Metazoa; Chordata; Testudines; Emydidae. Gene Ontology annotation, cellular component: cytosol. Gene Ontology annotation, molecular function: ribonucleoside-diphosphate reductase activity, thioredoxin disulfide as acceptor. Bases 281 to 1312 code for a protein of 343 amino acids. Gene Ontology annotation, biological process: deoxyribonucleotide biosynthetic process. The record is from RefSeq and is a predicted model, not a curated record. The transcript is spliced from 9 exons.